GCGCGCCGGGUGACUUUAACUGCGUUUUAAAUGGGAGCCGGGGCAGGAACAUUCAGCGAGUUGUGGCAGCGGUCUUCAAGUGUCAUGUCUGUUCCCCCGCCGUGUCCGUCAGAUAGCUGGUUGAAGGAUGAUCUCAACUUAUAAUUUUCCAUGGAAGGUGUGUAGAAAAUUGAAUAUUUGUUGUUUAGGAACCUUGGUAUAAUUGAAGUGUAAAACACUUGAAGAAAACGGGAUUGAGAAGACAUGGACAAGAUUUUGGAAGCACUGAUGUUGUCCUGCCAUCCGACGUCUGUAAAGUAUAUUCUUGUAAGACGUAUUUUAGAAGCAGCAAAAGAACCUCUCAACAGUAAACAGUGCAUAGCCAUGUUUGAGUUGUCUACAAAGUUCAUUCUGUUGAGUGAUACACAAUUCCAAAAGGAUGUGGGUAAGGAGGUUCUAGAAGCUUUCGCCCUGAACCACUCUGCAGACUUUGAGAACUUUUUAAAUGUACAAUUUAUCUCAAAGCUUAUGCAAGAUGGUUAUGGAACAUUGAGCAAAGGAAGCAUUGAAAUUUUAGAAUACAUUCAGCUAGGAUUAAAGUAUAUUCAAGAUAAUCCAUCUGCUGAUGAAGUAUUUCAUGCCCUUCAGAUUGAGCUUCUCCGACUAGUGUGUGAGAAGCCUGGAUCAAAGCUGUGUGCUUGCAUUAGUAAAAUUCUUAUUCAGUAUCCUCGGUGCAUUCCUAGUGGAAAGUUCCAAGUGGUAUUCUGCCAGCAACUUGUUAGAAGUAUAGGGCAGUUCCAAUGUAAAUCACAAGAAGAAGAUGAAAUUGUGGAAUUCCUGGAUGAAGUAAACAAAGUAAGCGGGUUGUUGCAAAGAAUCUGGCAGACACAAACCGCAGCUAUGAUUCCAUCCUUGCAGGAGCUGUUCGCUGUUAUUUCAUCAACUGAAGUAUUUGAUGGUCCUUCAAAUGCAUUGGCCACCGUGGUCCAGUAUGUGCCAUUGGAAAUCAUGGAUGGAGUCAUUCAAAACUUGACAAAUGAUGAUUGCAUCAUGGAUAUAGAGAUGAUGACUGCUUUGACCAAUAUGAUUGAUUGGCUUUCAUGGCCAUUAGCCAAUAACAUAGAUAAGUGGAUUAUUGGCUUACUGCAAGGUUUGGCUGCUGUGAAAAAGUUCAGCAUUUUGAUUGAAGUCACGCUGUCAAAAAUUGAACAGGUGUUCUCAAGGCUCUUUUUCCCAGUUGUAAGAGCAGGAGCACUUUCUGUGCUAAAAUACAUGCUUUUAAGUUUCCAGCAUUCAUCGGAAGCAUUCCAUGUGCUUGUUCCUCACAUUCCCAGAUUAAUGAUGUCACUCUCUAAAGAAGAGUCCAACUCUGCUAUGAGCUGUCGACAACAACUCUCUGAAUUGGUACACUGCAUGAUCUUUCGGUUUUCAGGCUUUCCUGAUCUAUAUGAACCUGUCAUACAAGCACUAAAGGAUUUUCCAAUUCCAAAUGAGGAAAAAAUAAAGCAGCUGCUCAAUAAGAAUGCCUGGAUGUCCCAAAAAAAUGCAUUGGAACCUUUGUACUCAAGACUUGCUGUAAAAUCGGAUACAGGAAAGACAGGACUGGCAAAUCUUGGCAAUACCUGCUACAUGAACAGUGUCAUUCAGGCCCUUUUCAUGGCUUCUGACUUCAGGCAUGCAGUUAUGCUACUCAAAGAGAGUGAUUCUCAGUUAUUAAUGAUGAAACUUCAAUGGUUAUUUGCUUUCCUGGAACAUAGCCAGAGACCUGCCAUCUCUCCCAGUAGCUUCUUGAAAGCUUCAUCUCCUCCAUGGUUUAAUCAAGGGGCGCAACAGGACUGUUCAGAGUAUUUAAGAUACCUGUUGGACAGGCUACAUGAAGAAGAGAAGGCUAGUAAAGGAAUUUCUCAUGGACAGAGACAUUCAGGCAAUGAACCUCGUAUAGAAGGUCGAGAUCCAGAGAAAACAUUAAUAGAAAGAAUGUUUGGUGGAAAGAUGGUGACUAGGAUCCUUUGUCACUGUUGUUGUAAUGUUUCCUUCCGAGAGGAAGCUUUUACAGAUCUAUCCCUAGCAUUUCCACCGCCUAACAAGUUUCUACAAAGGUGUGAUCAUUCAAGUGACCCUAAUAUUUCAAUGAAGAUUUCUAGUGCAGAUAAUUUGAUAUCACAAGCUGAGCAACAACAGUCUCCAAAUAAACAGACACAAACAAAAUAUAAGGAGCAUCCAGUGCGAGUGGUACCAGUUGAAGUAUUUGGUACCCAUGGAAAAGCAAAGGAGGAGACUACGGCAUCUAGAAUUGGUUCCCUGCCACAGACUGAUUUUGCAGUGGCCUCGGGGGAGAAAAUAUGUGACUCAGCAGAUUGUAGAUCAGUGUCUGAUCUCAUUAACUACUUUCUUUCACCAGAAGUGCUGUCCGGCGAUAACAGAUAUUAUUGCAAUAAAUGUACCUCAUUACAAGAAGCAGAAAAAGUGGUAGAAUUAACUGGAAAUCCACAUUAUCUUAUCUUGACUUUAUUACGAUUCUCCUUUGAUCUUGCAACAAUGAAGCGCAGAAAGAUAUUGGAUAAUGUAUCAGUUCCUUUAGUCCUUAAACUACCCAUUAGGAUAAAUUCAAAGGAUGGACACAAAAUUUGUGGCAAAAAUCAACAAUAUAAAAUAGGAAACUGGAGCCCUUUUGUGGAGGAUACUAUGUAUAUGUCAAUUGUAUAUGACCUCUGUUCUGUAGUGGUACACUCCGGGAUAUCUUCUGAAAGUGGACAUUACUAUUGCUAUGCAAGAGAAUGUGUGGAUGCAGACCCUGUAAUCGGCCCAAGUGAAAUUUUGGGUGCUGAAGGUAGAACUGACGGAAAGUGGUAUUUGUAUAAUGACACCAGAGUUUCAUUUUCAUCAUUUGAAUCCAUCAGCAAUGUUACCAGUUACUUUCCCAAAGACACUGCCUAUGUGUUAUUCUACAGACAGCGAUUAACAGGACAGUCUUGCUCUGAUGGCGAACCUAUUACAGCUAAUGUGGGACUGUAUAGCGAAGUAAGAUUAAACAAAGAGUUGAUGGAAGCCAUUUCCAGGGACAACAUUCAGUACCUACAGGAAGAGGAAAAAGAAGCAAGGAAAAGAGCUGACCGUAUAACAUCUGUUAAUUCACCAUCAUGGUGGAGACGUUUCGAUGACGAUGAAAAUGGUGGAUCUUCCGGAAAUUGUGGACCAUCUGCUGGAGGAGGAAAUGAUUUGGGGUCCUUUGGACAUUUGAUUUUCUAAAUUUAAAUAAGGUCUCCUUCAUCCUCUACCUCAGUUGCAUUAUUUUGUGAUAGCUGCAGAACAUAGUCUUUUCAGGGGAUCAUUGGGGAUUUGUCUUUUUAGUUGCUCAAAAAUACUUGCCUGCUGCUUUGUAAAUGUUUGGAUUUUGGGAUUAUUGGAAAGCAGCAAUUGACAGUUUGCCCAAAUGCUAUAAAAUGCUUUUUUUGCAUGGAGUGUAAUAAAAUUCAACAUGUUUGGCAAAUGAUGGCUUCACUUCCAAUAUAAUGUAUUUCUUUCUUUGGGAAAUAUUACAUAUAUACUGUAGGAAUUUAGGAGCUAUUCAUAGUUUACUCAAUUAAUAAAUUUCAAUGAAGGUAGUUACAGAUUUUAUUACAUUUUAUUAUUGUACAAAGCUUUAUUUGAAACUUUUCCUCCCUGAAUCAGUUGCUUUAAAGAUAUGCCAACCAUUAUUUGAAUGCUUGGGGAUUCUCAGGGUCAGUGGUAGUUUAUUAAUCUGUAUUCGGAUACUUGUAAAGAACUAUGCAUUCUAAUGUCGCUCCCAGCAGCCCAACUGGCUUCAGGCAACUAUCUGUCCACAACACCCAUUCAUGCCUCUCACAAUAUCACUAACUUUGUACAACUACUUGGAAUUUCCAAUUCCCAAGAACAGAGCUGACUAUUCAUUGGGGGUGGAGGUGGAAGAAAUCUAUAGUAAUACUCAAUAUUGUCAUGGUUGACUCUUGUAUCAUGAGAAAUAGAAGCUUUGCAUGACAAAUUAUCUGCUUAGAAUAAUUAAUUUUUUGCACUUUGGAUUGGUUAGCUUUUAUGUGAUUAUUUUAUUUAACUUUUAAUUUUCAGGAGAUUUUCCUGAUUAAAUAAAGUUUUAUAUGCUGCUGUUAUUUUCAAUAUCCUUAAGUUGCAUCUACAGGACUUUUCAUAAAUGAUGUCUAAUUAAUAAUAUCCAUGUUGAAUGUUGGACUGCAAUAUUUCUUGAACUUAGUAAAUAUUAAUAAUAUCAGAUUUUUGCUGGCAGAAAUGGAGAACUUGUUGACUUGUGUCCUUUGCAUACAAAAUGGAAUUUUGUUAUUUGAUUCCUAUCUGUAGUACUUUACAUCAGUAGCAAUGGAGAUGAUUGGAAGCAAGGAAAUAUCUUAUUUCCAUGUUCUUGGCUGAAAUGAAAAUGGGCUGACUGAUGAAAGGUGGGCAAGAAAUCUUUCUAUACGAAAGAACAAACUUGUAUAGGGAUAGGCAAAGAUAGUAAGUUUCUUCUUUGUCAGAGAAAGUGUUCAUCUUUAUCUGAAUCUUGCAUGACUGAGUACUUUUUUUCUAAAAUGUGUAGAUGGGGGCUUGGUGUAGAGGAAGAGUUACAGGUGGGAAUGUUCUUGACUGAGUUCAUAUUUUUUGUUUUCAGAUCUGUGAAUUUUACCUCAAACCAAUAUGACAAACGCUGUUAUCAGCUCAUUGCAAUGUGCCUAAAUAAAGAAACAUGGGCAUGCUUUAUUCACUUUCUUCGCAAUACAAAUGGCUCAAAUCAGGAGAUCCAGUCAGAGUGGCAAUAAGCUUGUCCCAUUGGGGGGGGGGGGGGGGGGAAGACAUUUAGUGCUGUUUAACUGUAGUUAAGGGGGUAUAGCCAAUGGAAUCUCUGUUUAUAUUGUCGCAUUUAUAGGGUAGAAUGGCUUGAGUCUAUAAACUAAUUUCAUGUGUUCAUUUAAAUGUGUCAUUCUUUAAUUUAGAUGUGAGCUGAAAUACUUGAUUAGUAUAUGGAAUUAAAAUGUAGUUGCACAUCUUGAUUGCAAUACUAACAGCAGCAAGUUGAGCAUACUUCAGGCAAUUUUGAACCUCUUAAUUUAAGCUUUCCAAAAAAUUAACCAACUCCACUUUGAUAGUCUGUAAUGAUGUUCAAAGGUAAACUUGUCUUCUCUAGAACCCUUCUAUCAUUUAGUUAUAACAUUUUGUGGUUUGCAAAGCUUUUUGCUCUGAUUUUCAAAACUAGCUGGUCUGAAUCCACUGUUUCUUUUAAAUAUAGUGAUCACUACAAAUCUAUUGAAUUUCCCUCUUUAAGUAGGUGCUCAUGGUCUACUUUAGGAGUUAAAUCUUUAAGUGACAAUAAAAUCACCACGUUUCAACUUCUAAUCCUAAUUCUAGUUAUAGAUUUGGUUGUUCUCACCAUCUGCGUCGUUAAGUCUGUAACUCUUUUUGUAUUUUGUAGCUAGGGCAGGAAACACCAGUGUAAUUUUGAGCUUUUUUAAAUUUUAAAUCGAACAACUGAAAUUGGUAAUUUUGUCUUUGUAGUGGAUUGUAGAUUGGGAUAUAGAAAAUGUUAACAUGAACAAUUAACUUGCACUUAUGCUGUUUCUUAAAACAAUCAAGUUUGAAAUAUAAGUUUUAUCCUGUGUUUACAUAGAACUCUUGCACUCUGCCACAGCAACUGAGUAGAGCAAGCCUACUUUUUUGUAUUGCAUUUUAAAAUGUAAUCAACAUUUACAUAGCAAUCAGUUGAGUUAACCAAGAGAGUAGGCACAGGCAACCUCGGAGUUACAGCUGUUUGAGUAAUACACAAAUCACUAUCAGAAUGUUUGAGAUGAAGUGAAACUUAAUCUUACAGAAUUUUGUGAGUGGGGGAAGGAGUACAAUUUUUAGUAAAACUUUUCCACCCCUCAUUUCUUGAUGCACCCACAGAUGAUAUUGUAUUAUGAUAAACUAAUGAGAAGUGCUUUGUGUGGGAGAGCAACCUUACCGCCCUGCAUUACUCCCCAUUCCAUCAGUCACAUAACGUGUGGGUCACCAGUAAGAAGACUAAAGAAGGCUUUUUGCUAAUUAGUAAUUUCAAAAAUAGCAUCAGUGUACAAGGUGAGCCCAUUUUUAUUGCAACAGAAGUGCUAAUGAAGUUGUCCAUCAUUGCGAAUUCUCCCAGUGGCAUUUAUUUUAAGAAUUUUUAGAAUAAACUAAAAUUGUGCAUUUAUUCAGCAUUGCAAAUUAUCAUUAAGUAGCAGAUACCUACAAAAGGAAUGACAAUAAAUACUAUUAUAAUGUU
Molecule: messenger RNA, 6241 nt
Organism: Hypanus sabinus (Atlantic stingray)
Lineage: Eukaryota; Metazoa; Chordata; Chondrichthyes; Myliobatiformes; Dasyatidae
Product: ubiquitin carboxyl-terminal hydrolase 35-like
Exons: 12
Coding region: 244-3228 (994 amino acids)
Biological process (GO): protein deubiquitination; ubiquitin-dependent protein catabolic process
Cellular component (GO): nucleus; cytosol
Molecular function (GO): cysteine-type endopeptidase activity; cysteine-type deubiquitinase activity
Source: RefSeq, a predicted model, not a curated record